AUGGCAACCAUCGCCGUCGACGAAGGGAGACGCUCCUCCAUCGAGAAGCCCGCUAUCACAUCACCCGAUGACUUUCACUCUUCAGAACCGACAGCAUUUGAACGAUUACCGGACGAAAUAAUCCAGCAGAUUCUCCAGGCUGUCGAUGCGAAUGGCUUCGCUUCGCUGGUGCUGCUCAACUCGAAAUGGAGAAGCGUCGCUCAGCAGGCCCACCUAUACGCCUACCAAUUAUCCAAUUGUCCAUCCUACGCCCUGAGCCACCACAAUGCCUCGCCUCCAACUGUUAGCGAAGACGAUCUACCCAGAUUUCGAAGACUGUUCGCAAAGGAAGUCAAACGGAAUCUGUUCGAGGCCUACUUGCGCCCAAAUACGGCCAUCAUCAAGCUGAUAUCCAACUCGAUCAGCUCUUCAUCCGCCCCAGGUGGAGAUGGCAUCCAGUACAGCCCGUCACCCAAGGGCCACCACCUGCUAGCCUACAACUCCUCUCGGAUACAUGUUAUUGAUGUUAGGCAACGCGACAUUGCCGUUACAAGAGAGUUCAAGAUCUUGCGCCGUCCUGCCGCCACAUGUAUCAACGAUGAGGGAACCGUGCUAGCAGUUCUGCUGACCGAAAUGCAAAUCGACAUCUACGAUCUCAAGUCAACACCUCCGAGACGAACGCAGUCACUGAUUCUGGACAACAGCCCUCGUGCGAUUGCGCUUUCACCAUGUGGCGGGGUUCUGGCAGCGGCUUACGAAGGUGGCAUUGAGGUUUCUUCGUUGAACCCCAACGCAACAUCAACCGAGAGAAGAGCCGUCAAGUGUGAAGCCGUCGAUUCCUUGUCAUUUUCGUUUGACGGGACACAGAUUUUGGGCACUACGGUCCAUGCGCCACAGCCCAACACCGUAAUUCUAACCGCGCCCUACUACGAUCCAGGUAGUUGUUCGGUGGAGGACGAUAUCAGUGCAUUAUGGACCACCUCGAUCCUCUUCCCCAACACGAGUCGCGAUUGCAGCCACGCUGUCUUGAUCCAAAAUGGGAAAUACGAGGAGGCCGGUUGGACGUUCACGUACGACCGCAGUUACGAGAUCUUCAGGGCUGUGCGUAUCGAUGACCUCCGAAACGGCACAACAUACUUCACUGGGCCAAUACCGAACCCUACUUCGCAACCCAAACUAGUACCAUGUACUCUGCCCGCAGCCUCUUACCAUGGAGAGCUCGUGUCGGCCGGUUUUCAAGGCAAGGAUGUUUGGAUUUACGGUAUCCCCGAGGAUCUAGAUGCGACACCCGAAACGACGAGCACAGGCAAUGAAGGUGCCUCGAACUCGAGUGCUCUAAAUCGCCGCAACAGUCAACCGCCACCCCGAAGUGGUUCACGUUCGCAGGAUAAUGAUCCGUCUAGAGUCCCUCAGUGGCAAGCGCUCGACAAGUUGCGCAACAAGCUUAUCCCAGGACGCAAAAUCGGCCAUCUUGAGGGAGUACAUAUGGUGAAGUGGGUUGGAGACUUUGAAGAUUCAUCGGUGAAGGAACGCAUGAUUAUCGGUGCUCGAGGAAUAACACCCACCAAGCCCAUCACGGAAGAUGAUGGUUUUGGCUUUGUGGACGGGGGUAGGAUCACGGUGAUCGACUUCGACUACGGUUUGGAGAACGGCUCCACUGUCGAGAUUGAUAUCGAUGUUGGAUCCAAAGAACCCGAGGUAUUGGAGGAGGAACACCGAGAUAUGGAAGCCGAAGUUGCCAUUGUACGUCGAAGAACGGUUAUGCAAAAGAGAGGGAGUCGUGGUGGCUUGAUGCGGGCUGCUACCAGCGCAGGAGCUGUUCCUCCUGUUCCAGCACUUCCGUCUGCUUCGUCACUUCCCAGCCAGCCUUCAGAGCCAGUUCAGGAGGAUGAUGACCCUCUCUUACCUCGUCGUGUCGGAGCACUUCCCCCUAUUCCCCGGAUUGAAGCACCUUCGAUAACCGAGGAUACCGAAGAAUUUGCGUCGAUUGAGGAGCAAGAGGCCUUGGAGUCACCCUAUGCCCAUGCCAGCCCCCGAUCAGCUCCUACUCUUAGACGUGCCGCCACUGCUGCUGCUGCCAAUCGCCGAUUGCACCCGCAAGCUGCUGCUGCUGGUCCUGUCGAGUAUCGUCGCGCUGAUGGACGAGCCGAACAUCCACACGAGAGCGAUGCCGAUAAUUGGGUUCCUCCUCCACCUCCGUACCAAAAGGAGGAUCCGGGUGACUUGCCAGCUUUCCUGCGCCAUGCCAUUCCGCCCAUUAUUCCAACCUUGGUCGGUUCGACUGAAACGGAAGACUAUCUCAACGAAAUGCGCAGGCCGAAAUCUAUGCUGGAGCCAUCUCGAAGUCAUACUGCGUUACAACCUCCGCGGGCCGGAACCUCUAUCCCUCCUGUACCGUCUCUCUCCGCCCUUCCGCCGGUCCCUCCACUACCACACCACUCCUUGUCGUCAUCGAUACAGUAUCAGAGUAGCGGCAGCUCCACACACUCGACACACCUGACCCCUUACCAAGAGCCUCAACGGCCGCCUUCCUGCAACUCUCGAUACAUGGGGGAUGAAAACAUAUACGACGUCUCUCCGCCCGAUUCACCAAAGAUGGCAGCCAUGAACCCGUCUACUGGCGACAGCCAACAUCGUAGCGCGAGCGAUAGCCGAACAGUGAGCUCUCCUCAGGUUAACUUUUCGGUUCCGGCAUCAGGGUCAUCUUCCGGACAACAGCAACAUCCACCAUUACCUCUGCUACAAACAGAUAUUGCGCCUCCCCAGCAGCCAGGAUUCCCAUUCGCUCUAGACCUCCAUAUCCCGUCACCACAUAUCGGUAAUAUUAUGCCAUCACAGAAUAGCAGUCCGGUAGUUAGACGACUUUCGAACGCCGGGACAUGGCCGCUGGUUUCAAACCAGCCAACCAUCCCAGCUCCAGCAACGACAGACUUCCCACACUCAGCGCCUCCAGUAGAGAACAGCGAAUACUACCUGCCGGCCCCUAGCCAGGACCAGAUGAGGCGUUUGAAUAGCCGUUCAGGAGCUCCCCGGCGUCUAUCUGGCGGAUUUCACCCCACACCCGACUUUGUCGGUGGCGACUUCAGCAACCGCUCCGCAUAUUCGCAACCAGCAUCCCGCCGACCCUCAGCAGUCGAAGACAUGCCCCUAAUAGUCAGCACACCACAAGGUGUCUCAGGAGCCUUCGACCCGCCCGGUCGACACACUUCCGGUCGUCGGGGCGACCCUCCCCUUCUGGCUCCCGUUCCACGCCAUCCCCGCCCACAGAUGCAAUCAGCUGUCCUUGGGAACCGCCCAACCGUCGAGCGGCUGGAGACCAUAUAUAGCGUUGCGAGCACCGGUGCUACCUCAAACGCUGCUGGCGGCCUCGGUCUUACCAUUCCUACGACCACUCGAUCCCUGUCUACUUCCACGAACGGUGCCACCCGCACGACGAGUCUCAGCAGGCGACAGAGCCGAGCAGAAAGGAGUGCGGCCAAGAACAUCGCUGAUGCCAAGAAGAAGGGGUGGAUGGGUGGUCGUGGUAGGACCAAGAGCGUUAAAGAGAAGAAGGAGAAGAAGGUCAAGGGCAAAAAGACGAAGAAUGGAGAUCAUACAGAUGAUGAUGCGAGAAGUACGUGGACAGAUAUCACGACGCAUAGCUUUCUGCCAAGUGGUAUGAGGUUUGAGAGUAGUGAGCAGGCUGUGCAAGCGGCAAGGGAGAGAGCGGAGAGGGUGGAGGCUGGGGAGAAUAAUACAGGUAAGAGGGGGAAGAAUAAGGGGAAGGGCAAAGGGAAAGACGGGAAGGAGGAGAAGGGGGAGAAGGGGGAUAAGAAGUGUGUUGUUAUGUGA
Sordaria macrospora k-hell is the source of this 3810-nucleotide messenger RNA. RefSeq lists its product as uncharacterized. Gene Ontology annotation, molecular function: protein binding. The record is from RefSeq and is a predicted model, not a curated record. NCBI's taxonomy places the organism in Eukaryota, Fungi, Ascomycota, Sordariomycetes, Sordariales, Sordariaceae.